AUGGGAGAUGGAGAGGGGCAUCCUUACGUUCCGAGUGACAUGAAAUUGCCUGGUUUUGUGCCCCAAUUGAUACCCACAUCCACCAUUCUUGGCGUUUAUCUCGGCGUUUCAACUCUGGUCGUCCUCGUCACCUGGAUCGGCUCCGGUUUUAUUCGGAAACUAUCAAAGUCUGAGAGGACACUUAUGUGCUGGUGGAUUUUCACGGGUCUCACCCACAUGGUGCUGGAGGGUUACUUUGUAUUUACUCCUGAUUUCUACAAGAAAACUUCCCCUAUUUAUCUUGCAGAAGUUUGGAAGGAGUAUAGCAAAGGUGAUUCUCGAUAUGCUGCGAGAAAUUCUGCAGUUGUCUCAAUAGAAGGAGUUACUGCAGUAUUAGAGGGCCCAUUUUGCCUUCUCUGUUUAUACGCUAUAGCUGCAAAGAAGUCAUACAGGCAUGUACUUCAGCUGGCCAUUUCUCUAGGACAGCUCUAUGGGACCAUUGUGUACUUCGUAACGUCUUACCUGGAUGGAGAUAAUUUCGCCACAAACUCGAUAUACUAUUAUGGAUACUAUGUCCUUGCAAAUUCCUUUUGGAUUGUCAUCCCAUCAGCAAUAUUAAUCCACUGCUGGAGGAAGAUUUGUGCCGCAGUCGGGGAUCAGGAUCAGAAGAAGACCAAAUCGCUAUAA
Messenger RNA from Oldenlandia corymbosa var. corymbosa, 666 nucleotides. The record is from the annotation of a GenBank genome assembly. Lineage: Eukaryota; Viridiplantae; Streptophyta; Magnoliopsida; Gentianales; Rubiaceae.